AUGAACUCGAGAAUUGCAGCGUUGACUUUAGGCAAUCCUAAGCCGGCUGUAGAGAUCCCGACAGGCGUAGAAGAUGUCAACUACAUCAAUGGCAGAAACUAUGGGAACUUUCAACAUGGGCAACAAGGCGGAUAUAAUAGUGGACAACAGUUUCAUCUUGGAGGGUGUCCACACCCAAAUUUGGCUUAUGGGAAUCCCAACAAUGCAAUUCAACCUCCACCAGGCAUCUCGAUAACCAAUGGAGUUAUAAAUGAAGAGAAGAAGUCGAACAUGGAAGAGUUGAUGAUGAAGUUCUCCAAGGCCGAUGAAAGGAUGGAGAAAUUAGAGUCCACUACUGCUGCUUUGGGGACUCAAAUGAAGUCUACCUCUGAAGGCAGCUAUGGAUUUCAUGAGAUGGGGGAUAAGACAAAACUAAGCCAUGAAGAAAGCCUACGAUUUCCACCUCAUCUGCGUUCUCCUAGGUGGAUGCCGUUUCCCCAGUGUCACUAUAAGAUCGUCGAUGUGCCGAGUGGGACUACACAAGAAGAGGCCAAGACGGCAGAGUAUGAGAGUGCAUGGCCGAUUGAGGAAAAAGCUGAGGAACACCAUCAGAAAGAGAGGAUGAAAGAGCGGCUCUCUAAGUUUUUAGAGAUCUUUAAGAAGGUAAACAUCAACAUUCCGUUGAUGGAGAUGUUACUAGAGAUGUCGCAUUAUGCCAAAUUCCUCAAGGACAUAGUCUCACAAAAGAAGAAGUUGGGGGAGUUUGAGACCGUGAGGCUCAAUGAAGAAUGCAGCACGAUUCUGCAGAGGAAGCUGUCGGCGAAGGUCAAAAAUCUGGGCAGUUUCACACUUUCCUGCAUUAUUGGAGGCCAGCAUUUCGGGAGGUCACUUUGCGACCUGGGCGCAAGCAUCAAUCUCAUGCCUUUAUCUGUAUUUCAGCAGCUAACAGUUGGGGAGUUAAGCCUACUUCUAUGA
This is a messenger RNA of Salvia miltiorrhiza (redroot sage), 954 nucleotides long. RefSeq lists its product as uncharacterized. The coding region runs from base 1 to 954 and encodes 317 amino acids. Lineage: Eukaryota; Viridiplantae; Streptophyta; Magnoliopsida; Lamiales; Lamiaceae. The transcript has 3 exons. The record is from RefSeq and is a predicted model, not a curated record.